AAAAAAUGUCGGUCUACCACUUUACCCAUAUUUCAUUCAAAGGUGAAUUUUCGAAAACGAUGUUGUAAAUUGUAAUUCACAAAUUUUCUCAGCUUCUGUUUUCAGUCUGCAGAAAUUUGAAACAAAACAAGAAGGGGGCGGAGAUUGGUUCCCGUUACGGUUUGGGCUUCAGAAACUGCACCAAACCUGCACGCUCUGGUUUGGUUUUGUUUCGUUUUAAUCAUUGCCACUAUUAACAUAACUCCAACUGUGCUUUAAGAAUGGCGACGCAACUGAAUGGUGGUGACAACAGUGACCUCAUAGCCACCUUGCAGGCCAGGGUCAAGGAAUUAGAGGCUGAGAAUGCAAGGCUGUUAUCUCAACUUGCUAAUUGUCAAAUUCAAGAGCAGGUGGAGAAGAAAUUACAUGGCACUGAUGCUAAAGAAACAAAAUCGAGAAAAGGCAACAGGAAAUCAGGAGAAAAGAUAGAAAAUGUGCCAGGCUAUAACUCGAGGUUUAUGAGUCAUCACAGCAAGAGAUAUGUAGCUUUAAAAGUUAUGUACUUUGGAAAAAGGUACUAUGGUUUUGCUUCAGAGGCACAAAUGGAACCAACUGUUGAGUCUGAAAUUUUCAAAGCUCUAGAGAAAACUAGGCUUUUGGUUGGUGACAGGAAGGAGUCACAGUAUUCAAGAUGUGGUAGAACAGACAAAGGUGUUUCCUCUGUUGGACAAGUGAUAGCUCUUUUCCUAAGAUCAAACCUAAAUGAUGUAGGUUCUGGAGAAAUUGCUUUAGAAAGUCAAUAUGAAGGGGAAAUUGAUUAUGUGAGGGUGCUCAAUCGAGUCCUUCCAAAUGAUAUUCGCAUUAUGGGCUGGUGUCCUGUUCCAGUCAAUUUCCAUGCAAGGUUCAGCUGUUUAAGUAGGCAGUAUAAAUACUUCUUUUGGAAAGAAAAUUUGAAUAUCCUGGCAAUGGAGAGCGCCGGGAAGAAAUUGAUAGGAGAACAUGACUUUAGAAACUUCUGCAAAAUGGAUGCUGCAAAUGUGCACAACUACAGGAGGAAUAUCACAUCACUUGAGAUGUCUCCCACAGAUGUGAGGUAUGGUGAUAAUGAACUUUGGGUGAUUAAAAUCAGAGGCAGUGCUUUCCUAUGGCACCAGGUUCGCUGCAUGGUUGCUGUUCUAUUCAUGAUUGGCAAAGGCCUGGAAUCUCCAAAUGUAAUUGAUAUGCUACUGGACACUACUAGUAUCCCAAGGAAACCUCAGUACACCAUGGCUUCGGAGGUUCCAUUGGUUCUUCAGUCAUGUGAAUUUGAAGAUAUUAAGUUUAUAUGCUCAUCAGAUUCUGGAGAAGCACUGCGUGUACACUUGGUGAACGAAUGCCAAAGUUACCAGCUUGAAGCUGCUAUCUUUCAUGAGGCACUUAUUAAUUGUGUGCCUUUAUCAGAAGAUCAACCUACUCGAGAAAGAAAAAAGAAACCUUCACAUGUCCCUAUUAUGUUGCGACCAACUGAGCCAUCAUAUGAAGAGCGCCGCUCCAAAUUCGACUCAAAACAUGAAGAUCAUAUUCAUACUGCUCAUCUCAACAUUGUAGGCCUUCCUACAUAGGUUGUAUUAUCAAGUGAUCACUUUUUUCCUAAUUGAAAGUUCUGAUGUAGAGUGCAAUCUUUUUAUCUGGGCUAUUCAAGCCCCUCCGAGAUUUUAUUGUGAGCAAAAGAGCCAAAGAUAAUUAAUUAUCAAUUGUGGAUACAAAAUUACUCACCCUAACCUGCUAUUUACUUGGAUACUAGCACUUUGUUGUAUUUAAUCUUUCAUUCUUGUGAGUAAAUGAAAUGACUCAAAUGAGAUUAACUGAAAUGAGU
Arachis stenosperma is the source of this 1834-nucleotide messenger RNA. RefSeq lists its product as uncharacterized. Gene Ontology annotation, molecular function: pseudouridine synthase activity; RNA binding. Gene Ontology annotation, biological process: mRNA pseudouridine synthesis; tRNA pseudouridine synthesis. The record is from RefSeq and is a predicted model, not a curated record. Gene Ontology annotation, cellular component: nucleus; cytoplasm. The transcript is spliced from 15 exons. The coding region runs from base 261 to 1580 and encodes 439 amino acids. NCBI's taxonomy places the organism in Eukaryota, Viridiplantae, Streptophyta, Magnoliopsida, Fabales, Fabaceae.